Molecule: messenger RNA, 1775 nt
Organism: Rhipicephalus sanguineus (brown dog tick)
Lineage: Eukaryota; Metazoa; Arthropoda; Arachnida; Ixodida; Ixodidae
Exons: 4
Coding region: 261-1682 (473 amino acids)
Biological process (GO): regulation of canonical NF-kappaB signal transduction; positive regulation of JNK cascade; tumor necrosis factor-mediated signaling pathway
Cellular component (GO): cytoplasmic side of plasma membrane; plasma membrane signaling receptor complex
Molecular function (GO): tumor necrosis factor receptor binding; ubiquitin protein ligase binding
Source: RefSeq, a predicted model, not a curated record
UUCAUCCGAACGUGGGACGGUCCUUGCUUGGAGCUCGUUUUUACAUCUACACCACAUCGUCGUCGCUUUAAGAAGGUUAACUUCUUGCACCAUUUCACGUCGUCGUCGACCUAUGGUGACGGGAAGGCCACUUUGAAUGCAGAGUGUGCUCAUUGAUACGUCCGCUUCGAGUGAUACCACCUUCAUCGAACGUUGGAGGCUGCGGGAGCUGUCGACUGUGAGGAGCCGGAACCAGAUUGGCAACGGUGAGCUUUCCCGCAAUGCCGGAUACCACAUACCUGCUGUGUGGCUUCGCUAGCGGCCUCGACUGGCGACCCAUCGGCUUCAAGCAGCGUCUGCAGACCACACGGGUGUGCCGUCUUUGCGGUGUCGUGCCUCAGAGCAUAGCCGUGCUACCUUGCACUCACUUCCUUUGCGACUCGUGCCUGAAUGGAUGCGCCGAUGAAGAAGGUCUCCACGCCUGUCCCCUUGACAAGACUUCGUUCGAUGCCGAGUCGGACGUCUCGUGGAUAACGUUCAAUCGGAAGCAAGUGGAAAGACUCCUGGUAAGCUGCUGGAACGCCAAGUACGGCUGCGACUUCACGGGCCCAGCCGGAGAGCUGCUGGAACAUUUCGAGAAGCACUGCUCCUUCCACGCCAUCGCCUGCUCCCGGUGUCGGGACACAGUGCUGCGUAAAGACUUGCUGAGGCACUGCGAAGCCGGAUGCAACGGUGUUGCAUCGCUGCAGCCGACCACGGCAGGGCACGUCUCCGCCGCCAACGCGGGCGCACCGACAACGACGGCGUACUCCAGAGGGCGCGACUUGGUGGCCGACUGCUCGUGCCACGACAUGCUGAGCUCCAUCCAGGGUCGAGUCAAUGACCUCGCCGAGGCUCUGGAUAAGCUCGGCUCCAAACGAGUUUCCGAGCAAACGACUUGCGACAGUGCAAGCACAAGUCGUGGCGUAAGUGGGUUUGAGGCAACGGCCUCCGUGCAGGAGACGACGCCUGGAACCACGAGUCUCGGAGCUCUCGUGUCAGCGCUGAACGAAAUGAAGCUUGUCGUCACUGAGGGAUUCCGGAAAAUUGAACGGAGAGCGAGGAGCGAGAACCUUCCGGGUUGCAGUUCGUCCUCGAUGCAGCAGUCACGACCUCAGGCGGCUGUUGCUAGCCGCCCAUCAAGGAGUGCACCAGUGUAUCCACCAUCCGCACUUCCCCUAGAACUGCCGCGCAGUUCUGGAGGACCCGGAUACUUGACGACAAGCGAAGGAACUGAAGAACUGUUCGUGUUCAGCGUGCAGUACAAACCGUGGCUUACGGCGGAGAAGAGCCAGGGGCUCAAGGUCGUCUGGCAUCCGAUUUACAUCGGCCGCGAGGAAACUGGCGUUUGCAUAAGGUGCGUGGUGCAGCGGAACGCCAGCUUUGUCGCGGUGUACGCCAUGUGCACGAUGCCCGCCAGGUGGAAGCUGCCCGAGGUGCGUCCGCUGCGAGCCGAAGACUUGAGCUCGCCCAACUUGCGGGAGUGGAUCGUGGAGAAGGCGAAGGAGCCGAGUCGCGAUUACCUGCCGGUGUCGGCGUACGCCCCGGACCUUCGGUUGCGGUGCAUGCUGGAUGCCACCUCCCUGGCGCCCAAGAACAUCGUGGAGGGAGAAAUUCAAGUGGACUUUCUGGUGAAACUGGAACGGCAUUUUCCAGUGACGUGAAGUGCCGAGAGUAAAACGCUGAGUCGUUCUCAAAUAAAAAAAUGUUUGGCUAUAAUUAGAGGUAACUUAAGAACGACAAAAACGUUGAACAAU